Messenger RNA from Cercospora beticola, 927 nucleotides. RefSeq lists its product as uncharacterized. The record is from RefSeq and is a predicted model, not a curated record. NCBI's taxonomy places the organism in Eukaryota, Fungi, Ascomycota, Dothideomycetes, Mycosphaerellales, Mycosphaerellaceae.
AUGAGCGACACCGCCAUGAGCGACGCAGACUCCGGAAGCGACACCGCCAUAAACGACGCCGCCAUGAGUGACGCGAACUCGGAGAGCUUAACGGCAAAUAACCCAACGGCCACGAGCGAUGCAGACUCGAUGAGGGGAUCGCCUUUCCAGCCCACGGUGCCAGGAUUCAAGGACGGCUUCGACUGGGAGGACUUGAUGCAUUACCAACGCGAAUACAUACGCGGCGAGCUUGCAGAGGCUCCUUACUGUGACAAGCCAUUCAGUGCUGAGAUGUCUGAGUGGGCUGCCGAUCUAGAGGAAUUGGCCGACUGCGGAAUACUCGCUGUCCAGUUCCAGCUUGCUUCCAAUGAGCCUCCUGGCCCAAAUGCAAAAGCGGACUGCACAGAAAGGGGUUUUGUUCAUUCGAAGCGCAGGGCAUGCCUGAAGUUCUUCAUGCCCACCUCAGGCGAUGAUUACGAACUUGAGUCCGUUAACUCAUCCCUGAUGUAUCUCCAGCGUGACGACUAUUGUUAUCAUACGGCGAUCCGGCUGGACUAUUCAAGUUCGACUUGCGGCAGCGGUGAUGGAUGUUGCUACUUAACACCCUGGAUCUGGUCCAACUUCCCUGCGGAAUGGGAGACACGCACGCGCGCCUGCGCCGAGACUCUCGAAGACUUAAGGGAGAAGACUGCAGCAACGUCCAAACAAGUUCAUCCUUACUGUCGAGCGAAGCUCAACAUCUUGCAAGAACACUGUAUUCUUGGAGAAUAUGAGCCUGUCAUUGUCACUCUUCUGGCAAAGGACUAUGAGAGCAUCGGCUUUUUCAAAACUCCUUCUUUACAUCGUGAGGACAACGAUUUUCUGGGGUCCUCCGUAUACGGAGUGGCUGUAUUCGCUUCCACUACCACCUGGGCACGACCGUCACCCGAUCCGGGAGUACCUGAUUGA